Eupeodes corollae is the source of this 807-nucleotide messenger RNA. RefSeq names its product zinc finger protein with KRAB and SCAN domains 5-like. The transcript is spliced from 3 exons. Bases 1 to 807 code for a protein of 268 amino acids. The record is from RefSeq and is a predicted model, not a curated record. NCBI's taxonomy places the organism in Eukaryota, Metazoa, Arthropoda, Insecta, Diptera, Syrphidae.
AUGAUCCGUCAUCUACGUUUAGAUUGUGGAACAGAAAAACCAUUUCAAUGUUCUGUUUGUAAAAAAACAUUCAAACGAAAAUAUCAUCUUAAACGUCAUUAUACAAUACAUUGUAUUAAUUAUGAUGAUCUACUGGAGGAGGAGCAUUUGAAACAAAAGAUCAAGGAAGGUUCUUCGGAAGAUGAUGAUGUUAUAAUUGUACAAAAUAAAAUACCAUCAUAUUCGCUAUUGGAGACAGAAAGUGGGAGAAGUAUAAUAAAACAGGAAACCGGAAAUGAUGACAUCGAAAUCGAACCACAAGGUGAUGCUCUAGUGGCCUUGAGACAAUUGGCUGAUAUCACAGCCCCGGAUGCAUUUGCAAAAUUACUACCAACGCUACCGAAAGUUUUAAUUUCAAGAGGAAAUGAACGAAGACGAAGUAGUUAUGCCAAUAGUGCCAGUAGUAUUGGAAUUGUUCCUGGUGGAAAUAAUAAGCCCAUAACUUUGGGAGCUAACAUCGUUGCUGCUGCUAGAGAUAGAGAAAGAUCUGUAUCAACUAAGCAUUAUGAGUUGAAGAAGUUGCAGCUUCGAUAUCCCUGUGUGACAUGUGGAAAAAGUUAUUUACGUAAGGCACAUCUUAAGCGGCACAUGCGGAACGAGUGCAUUGAUGUACCACCAAAAUUUUGUUGCGAAAUCUGUCCAUCGAAAUAUCGACGCAAUGAAGAUCUCAAAAGACACAUGUCAAAGGUUCAUCAUAUAUUCUUGCGAAAGCGGGAUGAUGUUGAUAAUGAAAUUUUUCCGUCAUUAUAUUACAUUCCAUAUAGUUAA